ACAAGGAGCGCAGCCGGACUCCAGCCAACCUGUUCUGCUCGCGACAGCAGAAGCUGAGGCACAAGCGGGAAGCGGGCACGCGCCGCUCGGAUCUGACUUCGUCCGCUUCGCCGCAGCUCGUCUGUCUGCCUGUUGUCAUGGAGGAGCCAAGAUGGCGGUCCUGGCCUAUAACCUAGGCAAACGGGAAAUAAAUCAAUAUUUCAGCAUCAAAAAUGCAAAACUGCUGUCUGUCGCCGCCGUCGUCCUUCUCACUGUGUUCCACACGGCUUCUCGACAUUAUGGAGGCAGUGACACAUGUGACUGGCUUUUAUCCAGUGGACGUUUUUUAGGGGACAAUGUAUGGCAGCCCUAUGGCUGCAUGCUACACAAGUACAAAAGCACUGAAGCAAAGUUUUGCCUCAGAGAGAAGAGAAUAGCAUUUGUAGGAGACUCUAGAAUACGUCAGCUCUUCUAUUCCUUUAUCAAAAUGAUCAAUCCUGAGGUGAAAGAAGUUGGGAACAAGCAUGAAAACAUCCCUUUUGUAGAUGGUGAUUCCACUGUCGACUUCCUGUGGUAUGCUGAAGUGAACAAUCCCUUGAAGGAGCAGUUGAUGUUAUGGACAGAGGGAUCUGCUUCUAAACCACAUGUCGUCAUCAUCGGUGCUGCUACGUGGUCCAUUAAGUUGCACAAUGGCAAGAGUGAGGCUCUCUUUCAGUACAAAGCGAACCUCACGGCUAUAUCCGACACACUGGAAAAGCUAGCUGAGCACAGCGAGGUCUAUUGGGUUCUGCAAGAUCCUGUUUAUGAGGAUGUACUAAGUGACAGUCGAAAGAUGAUCACAAACGAGCAGAUAAAUCUGUACAAUGAGGCAGCGGUUGGUACUCUGAAUACCAGCAAAAAGAAGGUCAAGUUCUUAGAGGCCUCUCGGCAAGCUGCUUUGGAGACCAUUUCCCAGUCGGUGGAUGGCUUGCACCUUCCUGAGAGCACAAGAGAUGUUGGCGCCAUGGUUCUGAUGAACUCCAUAUGCAACAAGAUCCUAAAGCCCAUUGACGGCUCUUGCUGUCAGAGCGCUCCUCCCCUAAGCAUCCUUCAGAAGAUAGCUGUUGGUCUCUUCCUGCUGUCCAUCAUCAUCUUCCUCAUCCUGGGCUAUAGUAGACAUCGUAAGAGCAGACCUGUUCCUGAUGUGGAGAGCGGAGAGGACAAGAAACCCCCUGUUGUUGUGGGUCAACUGAACUCAAAGGGACCUUUACUGGCCAUUGGCAAAAUGAGCCUUAUCAUGUUGUACUUCUACCUGUGUGACAGGGCAGAUAUCUUUAUGAAGGAACAGAAAUUCUAUACACAUUCUACCUUUUUCAUCCCUCUCAUCUACAUCUUCGUUCUGGGCAUCUUCUACAGUGAGAACAGCAAAGAGACUAAACUCCUGAACAGAGAGCAAACAGAUGAAUGGAAGGGCUGGAUGCAGCUGGUUAUCCUUAUUUACCACUUUUCUGGAGCUAGCACUUUUAUACCUGUGUACAUGCAUGUCCGUGUCCUGGUAGCUGCGUAUCUCUUCCAAACAGGAUAUGGACACUUCUCGUUCUUCUGGUUAAAGGGAGACUUUGGACUUUACAGAGUGUGUCAGGUUCUCUUCAGGCUUAACUUCCUUGUGGUGGUUCUGUGUCUGGUUAUGGACCGGCCUUACCAGUUUUACUACUUUGUGCCUCUUGUCACUUUUUGGUUUGCAGUUAUUUACGCAACAAUGGCAUUGUGGCCACAGAUUCUUCAGAAGCAAGCUAAUGGUAGUGCAUUCUGGAAUCUGGCACUAUUGUUGAAACUUCUGGGUUUGCUUCUUUUCAUCUGCUUCUUUGCGUACUCACAGGAACUCUUUGAGGCUGUUUUCUCUUUGUGGCCCGUUUCAAAGCUCUUUGAGCUGCAAGGUAGCAUCCAUGAGUGGUGGUUCAGGUGGAAACUAGAUCGAUUUGCUGUGAUCAAUGGGAUGCUCUUUGCCUUCAUAUAUCUGCUGCUGCAGAAAUGUCAGCUGCUGUCUGAAGGCAAAGGAGAGCCUCUCUUCUCCAACAAGAUUUCCAACUGUCUGCUCUUCGUCUCUGUGGUGUCAUUUAUGACAUACUCCAUAUGGGCCAGUGGGUGCAAAAACAAGUCUGAGUGUAAUGAGAUGCAUCCAUACAUAUCUGUUGUCCAGAUUCUGGCUUUCAUUUUGAUCCGGAAUAUUCCUGGUUACGCUCGCUCUUUGUACAGCUCAUUCUUUGCAUGGUUUGGAAAGAUCUCCCUUGAGCUCUUCAUAUGCCAGUAUCAUAUUUGGCUGGCAGCGGACACCAAGGGCAUCCUGGUCCUCAUUCCUGGAAACCCCACUUUAAACAUUAUCGUCAGCACAUUCAUCUUUGUCUGUAUAGCUCAUGAGAUCUCCCAGAUCACCAAUGACUUGGCCCAGGUGGCCAUUCCUAAAGAGAGCGGGCCUCUACUGAAGAGACUGCUGGGGGCAGGGGUCUUUCUAGGUUUGGUACUGAUACUGUCUCGAAACGAGUAAUCCAGGGCAACCAGAGACAGUAGCACACCUCGUCCGGUGAGGAUCCUAAUGGAUCUGUCUGUAUAAAAUCAAGAAACUCAACCAGCUUAGAAAAAAACAAAAUUUCUAGGAAUUGAUCCAGGGAAUUCUUACGGCAUGGGUCUGUACACCUGUGCUCUGCCCUCUCAUAGCUCUGAGAUCUGUUUUAUGGACAGUAUUUAAUAAUUUAUGUUUCUCUUUUAUAUGGGGUUAUGUGUUUGUGUGUCCUCAUUGUCUCCCAGUUCUCAGUUUUCGUACACGACACCCAUGACUGCAAAAUGUGAAGAAGUAAUACAUUGCUGCUUCUCACCUUGUAAAACUGAAAAAACUACAUCGGCUCGUGCGCCAAAUGUUUCCAUACAAACAAUUAUUUGCAUUCAUAUCACACCAGCAGCUUUAUCCUUUAGGUGAACAACCUCUCGUGAAGAUUAUUGAAAGGCGAACAUCCAUUUCCAUGCCAUCAUAAAAUCUUAAUGGGAGUGAAUUUGGUUCCCACUACAAAUGGAAUCCAUAAGCAUGUACUGCUUCCAUCAGAAUGUUUUCCAGAAGUCGAUUGUUUUGCUCCGUUAAUUUUGGGUGGAUGCUGGAGGAACAGCUUUUGAUAUAAAAAGUAAACUUGAAUUAUUAAGACAAAAGAAGUCAUGCGCAUUGAUCAGACGCAAUCAGAACACGAUGCCCCCUUUCGAUUGCACUGAGCGUCUUCCCUGCAGACUUUGAGUCGUCUGAGCCAGUUAUCGUUUGGUUUUCUUACCACAUGGGUUCACUCAGUUCAUAAGAAUACAGCUUAAUGUUAGAGCCAGCUUUGUCUACGAUCAGAGACCUCAUUAUUUAUUGUUUAAUAUAUGUCUUCAUAUCCUCUCAAACUGCUUGAAAUGCGGCAACUGAUGCCCGAUGUUCAUGUUCAGUUUAAUGUAUUUUUUAAAAAUAUAUUACAUGUAAAAAAAGUUAAAUUUAAUUAUCGGUUUUCUGAUAAUGCUGUAAAUAGAUCCUUCAUCUUGUGCCAUUGAGAGACAAAGGCGUAUUGUUUCAAUAGUGGUACUUCAUUCUAGAUAAAAUAUACUGACAUUUUGGUUGAGAAGUUGCAUUUACUAUGAAACUAUCCCAAUUUUAAAUCUACUUUUCAUUGCAGUUCAAUAUGUGAAUUUAAAAGCAACUGCAAGGUAUAUUCAUAUUUUUUUUCAUCAGUGAAAAUGCUUUUUUUUUUCUCUAAGCAAAAUAAAAUCUGUAGUGUGCCAUUA
Molecule: messenger RNA, 3759 nt
Organism: Sinocyclocheilus rhinocerous
Lineage: Eukaryota; Metazoa; Chordata; Actinopteri; Cypriniformes; Cyprinidae
Product: CAS1 domain-containing protein 1
Exons: 18
Coding region: 152-2503 (783 amino acids)
Cellular component (GO): Golgi membrane
Molecular function (GO): N-acetylneuraminate 9-O-acetyltransferase activity
Source: RefSeq, a predicted model, not a curated record